UCCCAUAACAGCAGAUUCUGGAGCUGACAGGCACAGACUCGCCGAUGUUGUUUUUUUCUUUUUGCACUUUGGUGUAACAAACAAAACCGAACCUUGUAAAUCCAGUUUUUGAGCAUCAUCUUGGGUUUUUUAUUCUCCAGUUUUUCACCAACAUUGAAGCAAAACAGCAAAUGACAAAUGUUUGAUUUGGUUGCUGUUAUUCUCUAUCUAGGCUGCACUGCCCACCAAUAGAUACACAACUUUCUCUGUCAUUUUUGAUCUCCAGGAUUAUGAUUGCCUGGGGCUGCACUGCUAGGAUUUACCUUUUCAGUUUAAGGCCCCUUAAUGUAAGGAAAAACCUGGUUUGGAUAAGAUGGGGUAAUAAAUCUGGCAACUCCCCAUCUAGUGAUAAACACAGCUUGAUCAAAACGCAAGCCUUGGCUAAGACCACCUUAGUGUGCUGGGGGAUCACGAAGGUGUCUGUUGUGAGAUGCCAGGAAGUAUCAAACCAAUGUGCAUCCUUAUUCCCUGAACCUGCCAAAGACAAACAACCUUCAGCUGGAUUUUUCUGGCAUCUUGGCUUUGCCCUUCGCCUGGGACUCCGGGCUUGUGUUCUCUUGUUGAAGUUUGGCCCUUUGCUUCUGCUUUAUCCAGUGACCUACCUGUCUUCAGGUUUUGCAGCCCUCUGGCUCCAUCUCCUGCUGAAGGCCACAGAGUCCUCGGGUCCCACUUAUAUCAAGCUGGGCCAGUGGGCAUGCACCAGGAGAGAUCUCUUCUCUGAAAAGUUCUGCAUCAAGUUUUCCAAGCUUCAUGUCAAGGUGACACCUCAUCCCUGGGGUUACACCAAACACUUCCUCAGGAGAGCAUUUGGGGAAGACUGGAAGAGAGUCCUCAGGUUUAAAAGCAAGGAACCCAUUGGCUCAGGUUGUGUUGCCCAGGUAUAUAAAGCUUAUGCUGAUGCCACUACUAUUGAUGACCCCCAGUUCGAGGAACUAGUGAAGAACUCUGAAACAGAAUCUGCUUUUGAAGCCUGGGAAGUGUCUGGUCUUAGGGGCCUCUUCAGGUGGCCCUGGAAAGGGAAGGGUGGAGAGAGUUUGGAAGACAGUAGUGCAGACCAGUCACUUAAGGAAGAACAUUUCAAUGAAGGUAUUAAUAGAAAUGCUACCUCUGAGGAGCAAAUGUCUGGAUCUCAGCUAACUACAAACACAUCAUCUAUUGACAGUUUAGAUGCGAUGGACCAUCUUAUUCCAGUAGCCAUUAAAGUCCUGCAUCCUGGACUAGUCCUCCAGGUCCAGAUAGAUCUGCUUCUGAUGAAGAUGGGCAGCAAGAUCAUUGGGCUUUUCCCGGGGCUCAAGUGGCUCAGUCUGACUGAAAUAGUGGAGGAAUUUGAGAAGCUCAUGACUCAACAGCUUGACCUACGCUACGAAGCCAGAAACUUGGAGCGCUUCCAGAAAAAUUUCCUGGAUGUGGAUUUUGUGAAGUUCCCAACUCCACUUCGCCCCUUUGUAACGAGAAACAUCCUGGUGGAAACGUUUGAGGAGAGUCAGCCCAUCUCCCAGUAUCUGCACGUGGACAUUUCCUCAGAGCUCAGGAAGAGACUAGCCAAGAUGGGCAUAGACAUGCUCCUAAAGAUGGUGUUUGUUGAUAAUUUUGUCCAUGCUGACCUGCACCCUGGGAACAUCUUGGUCCAGGGCACCGCCCAUUUCAGCACUGGUCGCAAGGAUCAGACCUCCAUUGUGGACAUGUGUGACACGCUGAUCGUGGAAGUGCGGCUGUCCCCCUGCCCGCUCCGUCUGAUGCUGCUGGAUGCAGGGAUUGUGGCAGAGUUGCAGGGAGCUGACCUUCAGAACUUCAAGGCAGUCUUCACAGCUGUGGUACAGGGACAGGGGGAGAGAGUGGCAGAAUUGAUCCUUCAUCACGCCAGGGCUAACCAGUGCAAGGACAUAGAGAGAUUCAAAGUUGAAAUGGCAGAGCUAGUGACCAAGGCCAGGACGAACACUGUAGCACUGGGAAAGCUUCAAGUGGCGAAUCUGCUCUCCAGCGUCUUUAAGUUACUGAUGACCCACAAGGUGAAGCUGGAGAGUAACUUUGCCUCAGUUGUCUUUGCCAUCCUGGUUUUGGAAGGGCUUGCCCGUUCGUUGGACCCCGAACUGGACAUCUUGGAGGCAGCUAAACCACUUCUCAUCAGAACCGCUGCUUCUCUCCUAGAGUAGCAGCAGCCACUGACGUUUGUCUUGCAUUGCUGGGCUCUUUGGCAAGGACUGUCUGUGCUCCUUGGCAGCCGAUGGGGGAAACAGCCUGAAGCUGGGGACAGGCCCUCACCUCUCAUCUCUGAUGAGAAGCAGUGGGCUAUUCCCCAUUAAACUGGGUAUCCGCCAUCACCACCUAGGCAGCAUCCAGGUGCCAAAGACCUUUCCAGCUGGCUUCAUGGUUCCCCAUCCUGCCUAUGAGAGAGAGCUGUUCUACGACAAUAAAGCCCUUUAAUUUGUAUCCAAGUUUGAGUAACAAGUAUUGACACUGAGCUUGG
Molecule: messenger RNA, 2506 nt
Organism: Emys orbicularis (European pond turtle)
Lineage: Eukaryota; Metazoa; Chordata; Testudines; Emydidae
Gene: ADCK2
Product: aarF domain containing kinase 2
Exons: 8
Coding region: 270-2192 (640 amino acids)
Biological process (GO): protein phosphorylation
Cellular component (GO): mitochondrion
Molecular function (GO): protein kinase activity; ATP binding
Source: RefSeq, a predicted model, not a curated record